This is a messenger RNA of Drosophila rhopaloa, 3061 nucleotides long. RefSeq names its product DNA-binding protein D-ETS-4 (gene Ets98B). Gene Ontology annotation, molecular function: DNA-binding transcription factor activity, RNA polymerase II-specific; sequence-specific DNA binding. Gene Ontology annotation, biological process: cell differentiation; regulation of transcription by RNA polymerase II. Gene Ontology annotation, cellular component: nucleus. The record is from RefSeq and is a predicted model, not a curated record. Bases 579 to 2120 code for a protein of 513 amino acids. The transcript is spliced from 5 exons. NCBI's taxonomy places the organism in Eukaryota, Metazoa, Arthropoda, Insecta, Diptera, Drosophilidae.
UUGGCGAACGGUCGACCAGCGGACCGAGCGAAAUACAGUGCUAGAAACAGAGAAAGAAAAAGAGACAGAGACAGCCAGAGAGGCGGUGAAAGAGAGAGAGAGCAACAAGUUUGCCAGUGGAAAUUUUAGUAACGAAAUGCAGUGAAUACCAUACCCCCCUGACCAGUGAAUGCAACAAACUGGCUUAAAAACAGUCAAUAAACCGAUCUAAAUACAAAAAACUCGAAACUAUACAAAAGCCCAUUAUGAACACAAAGGCCGAGGCAGUGAAACAAUACGCUGAGUGAAUCUAGAGUUAAGCGUUUCGAAAAGUCAGAGUCAAAAACAAAACCAAAUUAAAAAUCAAAACCAAAACAGCAACAAGUGAAAGAUCCAGACAAAGACGGCCAGAGCGGGAGGCCGCGAGUGAGAACGAGACAGGCAACGACGAGACUUUCGCAUCUGAGGUUGAUUUUUGCAUGCCGAGAGAGAUACAGCUACGCUAGAGCUACAGAUUCAGUGAUCCAGUAGCUAGAGCCUGAGAAAAUAUCUGCAAACACCAUUACAUUGUUAUUGCCGAGACGGACAGCCAGUCAGAAAUGGAGUACGAGAAAAUGCUGUACAUGCCAGGCGGUGAGAUGCCGCACAGUCCGCAGCUGAAGCCACAUCAGUUCCAGGCCCAGACGCCGCCGGAUCAGUACUCUGCCUAUGCGGACAACUUCGACCUUUCCUUGCUGCCGCAGGAAUCCGCCCCCAUUCCCACCACCGUCUUCCAGUACAACGCUCCCCAGAUCAAGGUCGAGUGCACCUGGGACAGCCAGCCCCUGCAGCAGCAGACCGCGACAUCCUAUCCCGCCUCCAGCCACCAGCUGAUCCCGCCACCCGCCUACCCCCACAGCGCCUACCCCUCCCCGCAAUCCAGUCCGCUGCAGUCGGAGUUUGCGGCCUACGGAUUCGGUCGAUUUGGUGGCAGCUACGACAGUUUGAACAGCCCUUCGCCUUCCUUGGAGGCGGUCAGCAUUAAGCAGGAGCUGCACAUCCUACCGCCCUCUCCGCCGGAGUCCAAUUGCGAAACCCCCUCGCCCCGAUCCUCCUGCGGGGAGAGCAUCAAGGCGGAACCCUUGGAUGCGGACAUCGAGAGCCUCAUCGAUCUGAACACACUGCUCCAGCAGCAGACCCUGCAGGACACCAAGCCCGAUCACCAGCUGCUGCGCGAGUGCCUGGAGGACACCAGCUUCCAGAAGCGACACAACCUGAAGCCACUGGCUCUGGAAUCCUUCAUCGGUGGCUUGGCCGAGGUGCGCGGGGACUUUGAGCCGGUCAUUUCGCUGGCCCUGGAACAUGCCAAACGGGAGGCGGACGCCAUCUGCGCGGAGCUGCAGAUAUCGCAGGAUCCGAAUGGCUGGUCGCCCGCCCAAGUACACGCAUGGCUACGAUCCACCUUGGCCCAAUUCAGACUGCCACCGGUGGGCGAUUUGGAGCUGCAGUUCUGCGAAGACGGUGCCGCUCUGACAUUACUCAGCGAGGAGGAAUUCGUGCGUCGAUUGCCCGAGAGUGGGAGCACGCUGCACGCCCAGUUGGAGAUUUGGAAGAUGGCCUACGCCGACCAGCCCGCUCAUCAGCAGCAGCAUCAGCAUCAGCAGUCGCACCAGUCUGCGAGCACUGAUCUCUGGUCGGCCAGCUAUGCGAUGCCCAAUUUGGAUCUGGACUACAACGAGGACAGCGAAGGUGAGGAUGAAAUGGAAACAGAAGCAGCAAUCACGCCACUGACCAGCAGCUCAACUUCGCCGCCCGUAGCCACGCCCACCACCGGCGGUACAUCUACGGCAAAACGACCGAAUGGAGGACGGACCGGCGGCGGUGGCUCCCACAUCCACCUGUGGCAGUUCCUUAAGGAGCUGCUGGCCUUGCCGCAGGUGAACGGCACGGCCAUCCGGUGGAUCGACCGCAGCAAGGGAAUCUUCAAGAUUGAGGACUCGGUGAGGGUGGCCAAGUUGUGGGGCCGGCGCAAAAACAGGCCGGCAAUGAACUACGACAAGCUGUCCCGCUCCAUCCGGCAGUACUACAAGAAGGGCAUCAUGAAGAAGACGGAGAGGUCGCAGCGACUGGUCUACCAGUUCUGCCAUCCCUACAGCCAAUAACAGCUCAUGUUGGCCAGUUAUUUAUUGCUAGUUGUAAGUGGUACUCCUGACCGACCCACCUGUCCCGAUCCGUUAUGAUCCGUUAUGAUCCGUUACGAUCCGAUCCGAUGACUAUGCUCGACUAGCCUUGUGGGCCUAGCGAGUUCUAGUUCCAGUCCUUGUACAUAUCCACUCACAAUCUUGUUAGGCACGAAGGUAAGUUCGUGCAUCGAUUAAGUUUGGCUCUAGAUUAAGGUCAAACCUGUGCCCGCAGGCGAAGGUAAGUUCGUCGGGGCAGGGUUUUAAGUGACCCCCCAGUUUCACCGCAAUCGAUCGUAGAUCUAACUCCGAUCCCGCACUGCAGCUGGUAAUACGGCUGCAUCUGCGCAUGUUUGACUUACCGGCGACAUCUUUAUUCAACUGCUGCCUGUCCAUGCGAAGGAUGACGACCCACCAGGAGGAUGUCCUGUGGCUGGAGUGGCUUCUGGAGCUGGGACCGCCAUAAGUAGUCUGAGACGAAAUUGGUUUCAAGGUCGCAGCAUGCAGAGCUCUCCGCGAAAACGGCCACAGUCAACGGACUAACCUGUCGGGAGCAUCCUUCGCUGGCAGCAUGAAGGUGUCGAGGUAAUUUUAGGAACCAUAUAUCUAUGAUAUAUCAAAAGUAAGUUCUAUGAACAACUUAAUAAGCGAACAAAUGUUAAUAGUAGUGUUAAGGACCCUCGAUUAGCCAUAGGUUCCCUUGAAAGUUUUUUCUCUUCCCCGCAAAAAAAAGUUAAAAAUCUUUCGACUUCGUCCGAUUAUGCUAUAACUCACAACGUUAUCAAUUAUUUAUUCAUUACCAGGUGGCGGUUCAAUUUAGACAUAUUUCGUUUCACUUUAUUUUGAUUAUACGCAAUUAGCAUAAUUCGUGCAUAAUUUUCUCUAGUUUCGUUUGUGUGACGGGUAGCGAGUUUAAGUUAAUU